AUUUAUGUUAUUUGUAACAAUGUCAAAUUAUUUUUAUCUCUUGCAGAUUUUCAGUGGAAAACCCCACACGACCUUGGGGCUGAGACCUACAUGAUGCCAAUGGGCCCAGCACCUGGUUACAAUUCAUACUGGAAUGGCAUGCAACCUUGUAUGGAAGGAUUUAUGGGACCAUAUGGUGGCCCGAUGCAAAUGAUGGGUUAUGGCCUGGGCCCCUUGGACAUGCCAUUUGCAGGUGGUCUGCUUCAUGAUCCAUUUGGCAUGCAGGGUUACAUGAUGCCUGUUGUUCCACCUCAUAGGGAUCUUGCUGCUGAGUAUGGCAUAGGGAUGAAUGUUCCACCUCCAGUUAUGAGUAGAGAGGAGUUUGAAGCUCGGAAAGCUGAUCGUUGUAGAAAGCGUGAAAAUGAGAAACUGAUUGAUAGGGAUUUCUCCAAAGAUCGAGAUUUUGGUAGGGAAGCGAGCAGUAUUGGGGAUGUUCCUAUGAAAUCAAAAACUGGUCUAGAAGUUGUAACAAGGGUAACAAGGAUGAGUGUGUCACCUUGUGCGCCAAACAAAAACAAACACAAACUGCUCAAGAGAAAAGCUGACUACCAUGUGGAUUGUAAUCGGGAAUGUGAACGUGACCAUGAUCAUAAUCGCGACCAGAGAGACCACCGUGAUCGAGAAAGAGGCCAUCACCACCGUCGCCACCACUGGUCAGAAUCCUCUUCCCGGAUGUCAUCUGAACCACUAAAACCUCCUCAACUGCACCAUCAUCUGCAGCUGCAGACCGCAAACAGAAGGCCAGUGUUUUCUGCCGCAUAA
Molecule: messenger RNA, 801 nt
Organism: Arachis ipaensis
Lineage: Eukaryota; Viridiplantae; Streptophyta; Magnoliopsida; Fabales; Fabaceae
Source: RefSeq, a predicted model, not a curated record